GUUUUUUUUAACAUGGCCGGCCGGCAAGGGAAGUCGUUAUCCGGUACCAAAAGAAAGAAAGGGCCUGCGACAGUUCUCUGGGCCUUGGGGACCGCCUGGGUGGCGUGUCUCAUGGCACGGGGCGUGGAGGGCGGCGACUCGUCGCUGAAGUGCGAAGAUCUUCGAGUCGGCCAAUAUAUUUGUGAUGAUCCUAAAAUAGACAAUGACACUCAGGAACCUGUGAACUGUACCAAUCAUACUGCAUACGUUGCUUGUCAUCCUGCACCAAAUGUUACAUGCAAGGAUUUCAGUGGAAAUGAAACCCAGUUUACUGGGAAAGAAAUUGGAUUUUACAGACCCAUAGAAUGUCGAAAUGUAAAUGGUUACUCCUACAAAGUAGCAGUAGCUCUGUCUUUAUUUCUUGGUUGGUUGGGAGCAGAUAGGUUUUAUCUAGGAUAUCCGGCCUUAGGUUUGUUAAAGUUCUGCACGGUGGGGUUUUGUGGAAUUGGUAGCUUGAUUGAUUUCAUUCUGAUUUCAAUGCAGAUCGUGGGACCAUCCGAUGGCUCUAGUUACAUUAUAGAUUAUUAUGGAGCAAGACUUACCAGACUGAGUAUUACUAAUGAGACAUUCAGAAAACCACAGAUAUAUCCGUAAACUUGCCAGUAAGUGCCUUGAUUUGGAAUAUGG
Molecule: messenger RNA, 666 nt
Organism: Euleptes europaea (tarantolino)
Lineage: Eukaryota; Metazoa; Chordata; Lepidosauria; Squamata; Sphaerodactylidae
Gene: TM2D1
Product: TM2 domain containing 1
Exons: 6
Coding region: 13-633 (206 amino acids)
Source: RefSeq, a predicted model, not a curated record